AUGUUCAAACGGUUGCUUGUCACGCUCACCGCGUGCUCGAGGCUUGCCUCUGCGGUACCAUUUCCCCAGAGUGGUGUCAGCGUGCAAGCGUCCAACCUCGAUGCCUGUCCUGGAUAUAGCGCCUCCAAUGUAGUCAAGACAGACUCGACCCUCACUGCCGACCUCUCUUUAGCUGGUACCGCCUGCAAUAUCUACAGCGAAGAUCUCGAGGAACUCAAGUUGCUUGUUGAGUACCAGAGCAACGAGCGUCUCCACAUUAAGAUCUACGAUGCAGGUCUCAACGCUUACCAAGUCCAAGAAGAGGUACUGCCACGUCCUAAAAAUGGCAACACAGCCUCAUCGGAUGCAGCUCUGCAGUUUGACAUUGUCGAGCAGCCAUUCUCCUUUAAGGUAACACGGAAAGAGAAUGGCGAGGUACUCUUCGACACGUCUGCUGCGUCACUGGUCUUUGAGAGGCAGUAUGUCCGUCUGCGUACCAGCAUGCCAAAGGACCCGAAUGUGUACGGUCUGGGAGAGCACAGUGACUCUUUCCGUUUUCACACGGACAGCUAUAACCGUGUUCUGUUUGCUGCGGAGUCGCCUAACAUUCCUAACAACUCUAAUCUCUACGGUACUCAUCCAGUUUACUUCGAUCAUCGCGGUGACCGGGGUACUCAUGGUGUGUUUUUGGUCAACUCCAGCCCCAUGAACGUCGUCCUGACCAAGACUGAGUCCGGUGAUCAGUACCUCGAGUACAACACUAUUGGUGGAAUCAUGGACUUCUACUUUAUGGCCGGCAAGCAGCCUGCUGAUGUGUCCAAGCAAUAUGCGGACAUUGUCGGCUACCCAGCUAUGUUCCCUUACUGGGCGUUCGGCUUCCACCAGUGCAAGUAUGGGUAUUGGGAUGUCAACAUGGUUGCCGAGGUUGUUGCAAACUACUCGACUGCCGGAAUUCCGCUCGAAGUUAUGUGGACAGACAUCGACUACAUGAAUCUGCGCCAGGACUUCACCACAGAUCCCGAUCGCUUCCCCGUGACCAAGAUGAGGGAGUUGGUCAGCACUCUGCACGAGCGCGACCAACGUUAUAUCCUCAUUCUGGACCCGGGUGUUCAUGCUGUUGACUACGAUACGUAUAAUAAGGGUCAUGAGAUGGAUGUCUUCCUCAAGGCUGCCGACGGUACUGAUCUGUUGGGCGUUCAAUGGCCAGGAGAGGUGGCAUGGCCAGACUGGUUCCACCCAAAUACAGCACAGUGGUGGACAGAAGAGAUGCAAGCUGCGUUCGACGCUGACUCUGGGAUUGAUAUCGACGGAAUCUGGGUCGACAUGAACGAAGCAUCCAACUUCUGCGCAGAUCAGAACUGUAAUCCACGCCAGAAGGCCAUCGACGACGGCAUUCCACCGAAGCCCGCCAAUUCCCCUCGACCCAACACCGGCCGCCCUAUCCCUGGCUUCCCCAACUCGUUCCAGCCUUCUUCAACGGGCUCUUCACUCAAAUCCCGCGACACUAAGGCUUUGUCUCCGCGCCAGGAUGUGUGGGGUCAGUCGAAGGGUUUCCCCGAUCGCGAAUGGUUCAACCCCAAGUACGACAUCAAGAGCCACCGUGGCAAUCUGACUUCGUUGACCAUCUACACCAACACGACCAACUAUGACGGUACAUGGCAGUACGACACGCACAGUCUGUACGGCCACAUGAUGGCAUUGACAACGCAGCAAUCAAUGGUGACGCGCCGCCCCGCACUGCGUCCCUUCGUCCUGACGCGCUCAACCUGGGCCGGCAGCGGGCGCAAGGUCGCGCACUGGUUCGGCGACAACGAGUCCUCAUGGGAACACUACCGGACUUCGAUCCGACAGAUGCUCUCCUUCGUCGCCAUGCACCAGAUGCCCAUGGUUGGCAGUGACGUCUGCGGCUUCAACGGCAACGCAGACGAGUAUAUGUGUGCGCGGUGGGCUCUCCUCGGCGCCUUCCAGCCCUUCUACCGCAACCACGCCGCCGACAACGCGCGCACGCAGGAAUUCUACCAGUGGCCGCUUGUCGCCACCGCAGCGCAAAAGGCAAUCGCUACCCGCUACAAGCUCAUCGACUACAUCUACACGGCGCUACACUACCAAACUACCACCGGCGCCCCCAUGAUCAACCCCAUGUUCUUCCUCUACCCAAACGACACCAACACCUUCGCCAUCCAAGAACAGUGGUUCUACGGCGACGCCCUACUCGUCUCGCCCGUCACAACCGACUACUCCGACACAGUCACAUACUACCUCCCCGAUGACGUCUUCUACAACUACUGGACCUACGCAAAAUACGAGGGCCGCGGCAUAAACGUCACAGAGACGAACCUGACCUACACCGACAUCCCAGUGCACAUCCGCGGCGGCACCAUCAUCCCGCACCGCGCAAACAGCGCAAACACUACCAAAGCCCUGCGAAGCGAGGAAUUCUACCUCGUCGUUGCGCCUGGGCGCGACGGCAAGGCGGCGGGCCGCUUGUACCUCGAUGAGGGCGAGAUGGUGCAGCAGGAUCGCGUUAGCGAGAUUGAAUUCUCCUUCGAGGGGGGGACGUUUAGCGCUGGGGGCUCGUUUGCGUAUGCAGGUGCGGACGGCGAGAGUGUGACUGUCGCCAGUGUUGUUGUGCUGGGGCGCGAGCAGGCGGGUGCGACGGGGACGUUUGAUGCAGAGAAGGGGACCAUUGAAGUUAGUGGGCCGUGGGAAUUGAGUGGGGAUUGGGGGUUUGAGAUUUAG
Molecule: messenger RNA, 2718 nt
Organism: Dothidotthia symphoricarpi CBS 119687
Lineage: Eukaryota; Fungi; Ascomycota; Dothideomycetes; Pleosporales; Dothidotthiaceae
Product: glycoside hydrolase family 31 protein
Exons: 2
Coding region: 1-2718 (905 amino acids)
Biological process (GO): carbohydrate metabolic process
Molecular function (GO): carbohydrate binding; hydrolase activity, hydrolyzing O-glycosyl compounds
Source: RefSeq, a predicted model, not a curated record